Zingiber officinale is the source of this 893-nucleotide messenger RNA. Its product is annotated as iron-sulfur cluster assembly scaffold protein IscU-like. The coding region runs from base 1 to 636 and encodes 211 amino acids. The record is from RefSeq and is a predicted model, not a curated record. Gene Ontology annotation, biological process: iron-sulfur cluster assembly; intracellular iron ion homeostasis. Lineage: Eukaryota; Viridiplantae; Streptophyta; Magnoliopsida; Zingiberales; Zingiberaceae. Gene Ontology annotation, molecular function: ferrous iron binding; 2 iron, 2 sulfur cluster binding. The transcript is spliced from 3 exons. Gene Ontology annotation, cellular component: cytoplasm; mitochondrial matrix.
AUGGGAGCUGCGGAGGCGGCGGCGGCUGCGGCAGCGGCGGCGGCUGCUGCGGCGGCGGCGGCGGGAGGUGGGGUGGAGCGACGGUACCACGAGAGGAUGGCGGAUCGCUUCGAGAACAGCAUGUUGAGAGCUGCGGGAAGGCGAACACUCGGGUUCGGAUGGGAGCGACCGGCUCCGGCGGCGGCAGGGGAGCGAAGGUACCACGAGAGGGUGGUGGAUCACUUCGAGAACCCUCGGAACUUCGGAUCGUUUGAGAAGAACGAUCCCUCGGUUGGGACGGGGCUCGUCGGCUCGCCAGCAUGCGGCCAUGUGAUGCAGCUCCAGAUCAAGGUUGACGAUGCCACCGGGAAGAUCGUGGACGCCCGCUACCAGACCUUUGGUUGCGUCGCCGCCAUUGCAUCAUCUUCUGUCGCUACAGCAUGGGUGAAGGGGAAAAAUCUAGAGGAAGUGAUAUCCAUCAAAAACAAAGAAAUUGCUGAGUACCUUUUUCUUCCCCCGGUGAAGUUCCAGUGCAGCGUGUUGUCAGAGGACGCAAUCAAAGCGGCUGUGGAAGACUACCAAGCAAAGAAAGCCAAGGCAGCUGCUGAAAAUUCCGAAGCGGAUGCAGGAUCAAUUGAGAAGGCUGCAAAUGUCUGAACAAAUCACUUUCCAAUGGGCUACUUUUCUUUAAAAUUGAAUAUCUAUUAUUCAUUAUAAAAAAAUCUGAUAAAGACUCUUUAUUAUGUUUUAUUCAUUAAUUAAAUUUACUUGUACCUUCAAUUUUAUUAUACUUGUUAAGUUAAUAACAACAAUUGUGUAAAAAAACUAAAAUUUUAAGUUAUACACAAGCAUGUAAAACUCCAUAUAAGAUAUUGCAAGAUUCAAAAUUCAUACCUCUUUUGUGAUUCUAAUGC